AUGUCGGCGGACAUUGAAAAAAUGUAUCGUCAGAUAUUAAUAAGUGAAGAAAAUAGGUCAUUACAAACUAUAUUAUGGCGAUCACAACCCAGCGAUAAAUUAAAAGAGUAUUGUUUAAACACGAUAACGUAUGGAACAACACCCGCGUCAUAUUUAGCGACCGCCUGUCUCGAAAAAUUAGCACAAGAAUAUGAAGAAAAGGCUCCAUUUGCUGCUCAAGCAAUUAAGUCCGAUUUUUAUAUGGACGACCUUUUAACUGGCGCUAACACGAUUGAAGAUGCUAUUAAUUUAAGAGAGAAUGUGAUAAACAUUAUGAGCAGUGCUGGAUUCAUAUUACGAAAAUGGAUAUCUAAUGAUCCCGCGUUGUUAACAAAUACGUCAAAUAAUAAAGACGAUCCAAUGUUCAUCCUAAAUAUAGACGGUACCGCGGUAAAGACGCUAGGAUUGUACUGGGACCCCCGAACGGACGUUUAUCAGUACAAGAUUAGUAAUCGCAAUAAUAGUAAUGACCCGGCGAUGUCGAAAAGAAAAGUAUUAUCUACUAUCGCGACAAUUUACGAUCCAUUAGGAUUAAUUGGUCCUGUAAUCGUAACCGCAAAAAUUAUAAUGCAAAGGCUAUGGCAGCACAAAUUAGAAUGGGACGAUUUAUUGCCCACACAGUUGAACGAAGAAUGGAGCAAUUAUCUAAAAGAGUUAACUGACAUUGAAAAUAUAAAAAUACCACGUAGAAUAAUAGGCGUUGACAAGAAUAAUGAGAUCGAAAUGCACGGGUUCGCCGACGCAUCAAUUUGCGCGUAUGGUGCAUGCAUUUACUUAAAGGCUACAGACGGAUACGGCAACUGCACAACGCGCCUUGUCGCUGCUAAAUCACGCGUAGCACCCUUAAAGGUUGUAUCGUUAGCCAGAUUGGAGCUUUGUGCUGCAGUUUUAUUAAUACAGCUAGUAGAAAAGGUGAUACCAAGUUUAAAAAUAAAAAUAAAACACAAGUAUUAUUGGACGGACUCGACCAUAGUUUUAGCCUGGCUAAAUUCACAAUCGUCGAGGUGGAAAACGUUUGUGUCGCACAGAGUCGGUGAAAUUCACAAUUAUUCGUCAGCCGAUCAAUGGAACCACGUCAAGUCACAAGACAAUCCCGCUGAUAUUAUAUCACGUGGCUGUAGUCCGAAUCAAUUAAAAAAUAAUAUUUUGUGGUGGGAGGGUCCUGCGUGGAUGAAAAAAGAAAAAUCGGAAUGGAUAAAAAACACAUUGAAUGGCGGUGACUUACGAAAAGAGGACGAUCUUGAAGAAAGAAAAAAUCUGAUUAUCACUUUGGUCCAAACAGAAGAGACAAAUUUAACUAAAAAAUAUUCAUCAUUAACAAAACUAUUAAGAAUAACCGCAUACGUGUUACGUUGGAAACAUCGCGUCGUAACAAAAAAAGAUAAGGAUACCGCGAUACAAAAUAUUACGUACGAGCCUAAUGCGGGCGCGAUAAUAUCGGUCAAUGAACUAGAGUACGCGCAAACGAAAAUACAUAAAAUAGUACAAUCGGAGUAUUUCGCGGACGAAAUAAAAUGUUUAAAAAACGGUAAAAGUGUAUCGAAUAAAAGCAAGCUGCAUUUAUUAAAUCCUUUUUUUGACCAGGACGAAAUAAUAAGAGUAGGUGGAAGAUUAAACAAUGCAGAAAGUAUGCAGCGGGACAAAAAAAAUCCGAUAGUACUUCCAGCCAACACUCAUUUCACAAAAUUAGUAUUUAGUCAUGAACACAUAAAAUUACUUCACGCGGGACCACAGGCAUUAUUAGCAUCCGUACGUGAAAAAUAUUGGCCAUUAGGAGGUCGAAAUGUUGCAAAAAAUACAGUGCAUAAAUGUAUAGCAUGUUUUCGUACUAAACCAUCCACAUAUCAACCUAUAUUAGACAAUCUGCCCGCCCCGCGGAUAGAAGUGGCAAAUCACGCAUUUUUAACGUGUGGGGUAGACUUUGCUGGACCGAUAUUAAUUAAAAGCAGUUUAAGACGAAAUGCACCGACAUUGAAAUGUUAUAUAUGUGUAUUUGUCUGUUUUUUCUCAAAAGCCGUGCACAUCGAGUUAGUCGGUGACUUAACGACGAACGCAUUCUUGGCGGCACUCCGACGAUUUUGGUCCCGACGUGGUAUUGGUAACAUUAUAUACUCCGACAAUGGAACAAAUUUUUACACAAAAAAAAAUAUAUACCAGUGCGCCGCCGAAGUAGGGGUAGAAUGGAAGUUCAUUCCCCCUCGCUCUCCCCAUUUUGGAGGGUUAUGGGAGGCAGCUGUAAAAUCUAUAAAAGGGCGAUUGCAAAAGACUUUAGGAACAGCAUCCCUAACGUAUGAAGAAAUGAGCACAAUAUUAGUUCGAAUUGAGGCAUGUCUAAAUUCGCGACCGAUUACGCCUUUAUCAAACGACCCAUCCGAUUUAAGUGCUCUUACUCCGGGUCACUUCCUUAUCGGAAGGCCACUGACUAAUUUACCAGAAUCUAACUUAGUAGACAUAUCGGCUAACCGUCUCCAGCGUUGGCAAAGGACUACUCAAUUAUUUCAACAAAUCUGGCAGCGUUGGAGCAAGGAUUAUCUCACUCAACUACAAGUUCGGCAAAAAUGGCCUAAAUCUAAAGGGCCAGAAAUAGAAGUGGGCGCUUUAGUUCUUUUAAAGGAAGACAAUCUACCACCACUACGUUGGCAACUGAGACGAGUCAUAGAAGUAUCUACAGGCAAGGAUGGAGUUAUUCGAGUCGCUGCAGUGAGGACAGAUCGGGGAGUAUUGCAAAGAGCAGGAAGAAUGCUGUGCCCAUUGCCUAUAUAUGAUUAA
This is a messenger RNA of Myzus persicae (green peach aphid), 2808 nucleotides long. RefSeq lists its product as uncharacterized. Gene Ontology annotation, molecular function: nucleic acid binding. Lineage: Eukaryota; Metazoa; Arthropoda; Insecta; Hemiptera; Aphididae. The record is from RefSeq and is a predicted model, not a curated record. Gene Ontology annotation, biological process: DNA integration. The transcript has 2 exons. The coding region runs from base 1 to 2808 and encodes 935 amino acids.